GUCUUUCUAAGCAGCAAGAAAACAUUUUUACUUUCCGCCACCUCUUCAACUCAAUAGAUUUGUUCAUUACUCUUUCUUUAAUUCAUAAUCAAUGAGAUUUUCUCGAGAAAAUUAUCUGGGUAAAGCGAAAUCCACCCUAGAUUCUCAUCAAGAACAAGAAGGAGAAGACUGCUUUGACCGACUCCCAGAUGACCUCCUUCUCGUGAUCUUCAACAAAGUUCUCGAUGCCAGAUCUCUCGUUCGAUGCCUUUCGAUCUCGAAGCGUUUUAAUUCCUUGAUUCCCCAUGUCGACGCCAUUUUUCUCUCUCUACCUCGGAAGACUCCUCCCAAGAAACCCCUUUUCAAGAACCUACUCAACAACUACAUCCCGAAAUCUAUUCGAUUUCUCCAUAAAAUCGUCGCCCCUAACAGCAAACCAACAACUCGGAAGGUUCUCUACUAUCCGCCUAAUGAAGCUCUCAAGGGUUUCAAGGAGACGAAAUCUCUACAUCUGGAGUUUCCUUGCACUAUUGGAGAUCAAAACGACGAGUCGCUUCUGAAAUGGACGGCUGAGUUCGGAACCAAUCUUCAGAGCUGCGUAAUCCUUGGGGGAAAUUCAAUAAAGAAAGGAAAGCUCCUGAAAAACGACAAUCUCGAGAAGGAAAACGACAAUGGAAGUUGCAAAUCAUCUUCUCCAUCUCAACAACCGCUUUUGUCCGACGAGGAGCUCAUGUUGCGAAUCAGGUGGAUGAUAUCAUCGUUGAUCACCGCGUCCGCUAGACACUUCAUGUUGAAACGCGUCGUCGGAGAUUUCCCAGCUUUGGCGAACGUCGUCGUUUCGGACGAGAGCAAACGAGGGAAGCUUCACAUAGGGGCGGAGCAACUCGCCGAGAUGAGAUCGAACUCGGCAAACGACGAGUCAUCGAAGGAACUAGAGUCGUCGUUGGAGAGGAGCGUAGUACCUGAUACGAACAUGAAAAUGUGGUACGUUCCUCAGCUGGAGCUGCCUGGCUCUGGGUGUAUGAUCACUGGAGCAACACUCGUCGUGAUCAGGCCCACGAGUGAUGAUAGGGUGAUAAUUAAGAAGGGUUCAGUGGACGAUGGUGAUAUGUUGGGCGGUGGGUUCGAUGGCAGUGAAGGAGAGAAGACCAUUCUCGGUGAAGCUGUCGGAGAGAUGAUCAAGAUGAAGAAUACUUACGUGAUGGAAAUGACUUCCUUCUGAUCACUGCACUGCUUGUACAUAUUUUAUUUUUUAUUUUUUAUUUUUCUGGGGGCGGACAUUGUGUUACACAUUUAUACCUUUUUAUAAGAUUAUUUAAUGAAAUUCUUUUUUUCUUUUUUAAA
Messenger RNA from Humulus lupulus (European hop), 1323 nucleotides. RefSeq names its product F-box protein At1g30200-like. The record is from RefSeq and is a predicted model, not a curated record. NCBI's taxonomy places the organism in Eukaryota, Viridiplantae, Streptophyta, Magnoliopsida, Rosales, Cannabaceae. Bases 92 to 1201 code for a protein of 369 amino acids. The transcript has a single exon. Gene Ontology annotation, molecular function: protein binding.